Messenger RNA from Oncorhynchus keta (chum salmon), 1771 nucleotides. RefSeq names its product protein FAM131A-like. Lineage: Eukaryota; Metazoa; Chordata; Actinopteri; Salmoniformes; Salmonidae. The record is from RefSeq and is a predicted model, not a curated record. The transcript is spliced from 5 exons. Bases 300 to 1214 code for a protein of 304 amino acids.
UUUGCUUAUGACGCCGCCUUUCGCCGAUGACGCGUGCCAACAAUUUGGACAGAGCGCAUAUAGGUAGGCUGGAGCAGCCCAUGUCGCGGGGCGACAACCUGAGGCUUGUAGUGUGAAAGACGGGCGUUUUGUGCUAGGCUACAAGAGAAAUCGUUUAAAAAACCGUGGGAAAUAACAACACGGGGCGCCACGUUAGCAUCUGUUAAUGGGAUUUGAGACAAGCUCAUUGUGAUCAUGUGCGACGCUCGACGGUGCCGCAACCUCUAUUCGGUUUACAGGUAAAAUUUCAGGAAGCUGAAAUGAUCCCCAAGUCAAGAAAAUCUUCAGACACGAGAAAGGCAGUCAGCAUCCAGGAGAUUGCUGCUCUGGCCAGAUCCUCUUUAAAUGGCAUAUCCCAGGCGAUGAAGGACCAUGUGACCAAGCCCACGUCCCUGCAGGGUGGCAGGGUUGCCCACCUCAUAGAGUGGAAGGGUUGGCCCAAACCCACAGACUCCCCCACGGACCCCCUCCACACACACUUCAACUCCUACUGCCACCUCACUGAGGGGGAACAGGAGGCACGCUUCGCUGCAGGAGUGGCAGAGCAGUUUGCUAUCGCUGAGGCAAAGCUGAAAGCCUGGGCUUCUGUGGAUGAUGAUGAUGAUGAUGAGGAGGAAGCUGACAAAGAGUUUCUCCAGAACAACAGAAACACACUCACACUCUCUACCCGCUCAGACACCGCAACGUCCAAUCACGAGCCCCGAGUGUCAUUCCAGGCUGAGAUUGGCAGCAUUAAAGUUCCACCCUCUAUCAGCUCAACCAUUCCCGUUGGCUCUAGCAGCAACAGCCUGCACUGUGAUAGGCCCACAUCUAAGAAUGACCCAGCUCCACAGCAACAUGACCAGCCUAUUCUAGAGAGUGACCGGGCUAGCCCAUUCCCCAGAGAGGGGGAACUAGUGGAUGGCGAGGAUCAGCCUGUACCACAGCUAGAGACCGGUGGGGGUGUCUGUAUCGUCCACAAGCCUGACUGGAGGCCGAGGAUCAGAAGCAGUAGGUUUGACUCCUGCUAUUCAACCUCUCACUCUGAGUCUCUUGGAGAGGAGGAAGCGGAAGAGGAAGACGAAGAAGGGAGUGUGUUUCAGGAAGGUAGAGAGUGGCACUCCUGCCAGAGCCAGAGAAGCUUCUUCUCCGACAGAGGCUCGUCGGGAGUGGCGUCUUUCGAUGAGGAAGAGUAGGAGGUGGAGAAGGAGGUUGGAGGAGGAGGUUGGAGAAGGAGGUUGGAGGAGGAGGUGGAGAAGGAGGUUGGAGGAGGAGAAAAUAGGGAGCAUUGGAUGUUGUGGAUGUUGUGUUUUUCAUCUUGUAGGUGUUCCCCUUGGAUAGUCUGUCGACUCUUAGAUAUGUAACUUAGUGAUGGCUAGCCUUUAUUCAUCUUCCAUCCUUCCUUUCCUUUCCUUCCUUCCUCCUGUUUCUCUUUCUUUCCUCCAAUUCUUCCUUCCUUCCUUCCUUUUCUCGGCUUGUCUCUCCCUGCUUCCUCUGCACCCUGUUUCUUUUCUCUUUCUCCUCUUUUUCACUUCCUCGCCACUUCCUUGCUGAUGUUACGCUGUAUUUGAGAGUUGAAACUCGAUUCCCGAAUACUGUGUUGUUCAAACGGAGAGGUUUUAUGUUGUUGUUUCACUGGUUUUCUAUGGAUUGUUAUUGCCGUGUUUUCCCAGGACCAUGAUGUGAAGUCAAGUAAUGGGGUUUGUCCUGGAUGAAUAAAACAUGAUUUAAAAAAAAAAAAAAAAAAAAGAGA